AUGCAAAUAACAUCACCAAACAACAGAAUAACCUUGCAAGUACUCGAAUUUGGAUUGACAGUGCACAGUCUCCAGAUAAAUCUCAGUAAUGGUGAGACCAUCGACGUUAUCCCAGCGCCAGACGUGGAGGACCACCAGAAGAGUAAAUUCCUGCAUACGAUAAUUGGGAGAUAUACAAACAGACUUCCUGUUGGGAAUCAUCAGAUAGAUUCAUCGACCUCAUUCACUCCACAACUCGUCGAGGGUGAUAGCGUAUCCCUCCACGGCGGUGUAGACGCUUUCGAUAAGAAGUUGUUCGCCCCUAUUAAACUUGAGCAGGCGCAGCUAUACGCUGAAAACGACAGACUCCCCAAUCACUCCAUGGCUUUGUUCAAUUAUGUCUCAUCUUCUGGUGAGAAUGGCUAUCCUGGCACUAUGCUAGUAGAGGCAGCCUUCUUCCUCAGUGACCACAGCCUGAUUCUCACCCACCGCGCCAAGAUGCUCGAUGAGGUUGCAUGUCCGAUCAACCUCACCCAGCACUGGGGAUUCAAUCUCACAGCGGACCAGGUCAAGUCAUCUACCAUCGCCGACCACGAUCUAUACCUGAAUGCGCGCAGCAUCGCCGAAACAGACCCAGCGACCAAACUUGCUACUGGCAAGAGCGUGGCGAUACAAGGCACGCCAUUCGACUUUUCAACGCAGCGCAAGAUCGGUGAUAGGGAGAUCGUGCAAGACCACUACUACCUCUUUGACAGAAAUGCACGCGGCAUAGACAGGACAAUCGCACACUCACUGCAGGAUGUGAAACCGGCAACGGAGAUCGCACAAACUCACCAGCCUCAGCUUACACUCGAAAGUGGAGACGUCGCACUCAGGUUCCACACCAAUCAGUCUGGCGUCAUGUUUUACGCUGGCGGUAAAUUCGAUAAGAGUGCUGCACAUCGCAAGCCGUGCCAUGUCGAUGAUAAGGAUAGAGACGCAGCUUACCCCAGACAUGGCAGCGCGUUUUUCGAAUUUCAUCACCCCCUCGCUACGUUUUUGCACGACGAGUACGCAGCUCACGCGAAUACAUCGACCAUUCUCAACAAGGAUGAAGGGAAUGUGUACCAAAACUGGGCCAAGAUUGAUGUGGUGGUGAAGUGA
Messenger RNA from Wallemia ichthyophaga EXF-994, 1122 nucleotides. Its product is annotated as Aldose 1-epimerase. Lineage: Eukaryota; Fungi; Basidiomycota; Wallemiomycetes; Wallemiales; Wallemiaceae. Bases 1 to 1122 code for a protein of 373 amino acids. Gene Ontology annotation, molecular function: carbohydrate binding; aldose 1-epimerase activity. The transcript has a single exon. Gene Ontology annotation, biological process: glucose metabolic process; beta-D-galactose catabolic process via UDP-galactose, Leloir pathway. The record is from RefSeq and is a predicted model, not a curated record.